GUAGCGAGCAGGCGGUGCGGUGCGGUCCCUGCGCGUUUGGCGGAUUAAUGGAAGGAAGAGACUCGCAGCCCCGCAGCAGGACGCGCUGCAGCUCCAGCCUCAAACUGCCCCGUUGGCUUUUGGAUCCGGAGAGAUGAGAAGUUCGGCUUGAAGGACACCGAGUCCUGGGACAACCGCUGCUGUGAGACUGACAAACAUCAGGCUCCAGGAGGAGCUGAGCUGUCACCGUCCACUCAGCUGCGUGAGGAUUGAGCAGCCUGGCAGCCGUGCAUCCUGACUGUCUCUGUCUCCAUUUGUGUGUCUGAAUGUCCACGAUGGCUCAGAGGGGCCUUGACUGGUGGAUCCCCCGCUGACGCCUCCGAUCCCCAAACAUCCGCCCCAACUUGACCCAUCUCCCGCGGCUUUGGAGUUCCCUUGUUCCGCGGCGCUUCCCUCCCUAUUUAAGCCGUCGCCAUGGCUAGCCUGGUGCUCAAUGAGACCGGAAUGGAGAACUGCAGGAUUGACGACUCCUUUAAGUACAACUUGUACUCUGUGGUCUAUAGCGUGGUCUUUGUCUUGGGCCUGAUCACCAACUGUGCUGCCCUCUUUGUAUUCUGCUUCCGGAUGAAGAUGCGCAAUGAGACCACAAUGUUUAUGACUAACUUAGCUUUAUCCGAUUUAGUGUUUGUUUUCACGCUGCCGUUCAAGGUCUUCUACAAUGUUAGACGCAACUGGCUGUUUGGAGAUGGACUUUGUAAAAUAUCGGGAACGGCCUUCAUCACCAACAUCUACGGCAGCAUGCUCUUCCUCACCUGCAUCAGUGUAGACCGCUUCCUGGCAAUAGUCUACCCUUUCCGCUCACGCUCUAUACGCACACGCAGGAAUGCGGCGCUGGUGUGUGCUGCCGUGUGGCUGACAAUCGUGGGCGGAGGAAUAUCAGUGACCUUCUUCUCAACAAUCAACAGCAAAAACAAAGCCACCAAAUGCUUCGAGGGCUUCUCUCAGAGCACCUGGAAGACCUACCUGUCCAAAAUCACCAUCUUUAUUGAGAUCGUGGGCUUCCUCAUUCCCCUGCUGGUCAACUUGGUAUGUUCCUCACUGGUACUGAGGACUCUGCGUCGCCCUGCAACUGUUGGUCACGGCUGCGACAGCAAGAGACGCGUCUUACGGAUGAUCGUGGUGCAUCUGGGCAUCUUCAUCAUAUGCUUCGUGCCUUACAACUCUAUUCUCUUCCUUUAUGCCCUGGUGCGGACCCAGGCCCUGGCUAACUGCGCCAUAGAGCGAUUUGCUCGAACUCUUUACCCGAUCACGCUGUGCCUGGCCAGCCUCAACUGCUGUCUGGACCCUGUGGUCUACUAUUUCACCUCAGAGAGCUUCCAGAAAAGCUUGACCCUGGGAGGAAAAGGGUCAGGCUCUCGACCUGAGAGCAUCCCUCGCAGUGACCCAGAGACCCAGGACACCACAGACACUCUCCCUGAAGACACACACACUGUAGCCAGCAAUGGAAAAGAGGCAAAUGUGUCUGAAAGUCAGUUCUGAUUCAGCAGGGAACAUGGAAGAGAAAGAAGAACAUGGUGGGUUUUCAAAGACAUGAGCCCUGAUUUGGGGGGAAAUAAGCAAUCAGCUGUUUGGUCCUGGAAGUGACAAACACAUAGCUCAGCAGAUUAGUUAAGUCCUGAGGUAAGUCCUGAGGUAUGGCCUGGGCUUUACGGAUUAAUCCGCCACAGGAGAACACAGGAAUGUAUCUGUGUUUAUUAUGAGAGAAAGCCACAGGGACCAGAGAACCACACAAAUCACGACUAUUUUGAAAGUGUAGAGACAUGCAGAGACUCUAAAAGAGACUCCCAUACAUCACCACUCAGGCUUAACACGCACAAACACUCACAAAUUCACUGGAUAAGAUGGAAAAUUCCGUCCUCAUUGUUGAAAUACACUAAUAAAUACUUUUGUAACAAACUGAGCCCUUAGGUCUUAUUGUUAUAAAGCUCAAGCUUUCACGCUGUAUUAUAUUAUUUUAGACAUUAAUGUUAUGACACUUCUAGUGUGGUGAGUCAUGUUGAAGUUUGAGGCCAUUAAAUGUCUAUUUUGAAA
Molecule: messenger RNA, 2070 nt
Organism: Pleuronectes platessa (European plaice)
Lineage: Eukaryota; Metazoa; Chordata; Actinopteri; Pleuronectiformes; Pleuronectidae
Gene: lpar4
Product: lysophosphatidic acid receptor 4
Exons: 3
Coding region: 454-1518 (354 amino acids)
Biological process (GO): positive regulation of Rho protein signal transduction; phospholipase C-activating G protein-coupled receptor signaling pathway
Cellular component (GO): membrane
Molecular function (GO): lysophosphatidic acid receptor activity
Source: RefSeq, a predicted model, not a curated record